Molecule: messenger RNA, 2775 nt
Organism: Arvicola amphibius (Eurasian water vole)
Lineage: Eukaryota; Metazoa; Chordata; Mammalia; Rodentia; Cricetidae
Gene: Ceacam20
Product: CEA cell adhesion molecule 20
Exons: 15
Coding region: 1-2775 (924 amino acids)
Biological process (GO): heterophilic cell-cell adhesion
Cellular component (GO): cell surface
Source: RefSeq, a predicted model, not a curated record
AUGAGCACAAACUGGAUUAUAGAGUCAGCAUUCCUCCAGGAACUUGUGAAACCGGUUCCCACCUGCCAAAAGGAAACAUUUCCCUUCCCUCUGGCAGAAGGGAUGAACAAAUGGAUGUCUGUGGUGUUUGUUAUUGUUGGCAGUAUACACAGUGUCACAAAUGCUGUCACCCUUACUGGCAUCCCUGCUCUUUUCCCAUCUCCAGGCCAAUCUGCUCAAUGCACCCACUCUUUGGAUAUAGGGGUGACAGGAAGUUGGGGUGAUAAUUAUGACCAACAUUUUAGGCUCUCUUUGGAAAAAGGGCUUAAACUCAAGUCUGGCUACUUCCUGCGGGCAUGGGGCAAGGUCAUGGAGGGGAGAGCUGGGUGUUGGUGGGUCCACAUUCAGUGGGAGGUGUGGCUGGAAAAGCAUCCUGUACACUGUCAUCCCAGAGAUGCCGGGCAUCUGUUUCUCGAGGGAGAGUUGAUAGGUGUCCUUGAUCCAGGAGAGUUGGUAGGUGUCCUUGAUCUAGGAGAGUUGGUAGGUGUCCUUGAUCCAGGAGAGUUGGUAGGUGUCCUUCAUCCAGAAGAGUGGGUAGGUGUCCUUGAUCCAGAAGAGUGGGUAGGUGUCCUUCAUCCAGAAGAGUUGAUAGGUGUCCUUGAUCCAGGAGAGUUGGUAGGUGUCCUUGAUCUAGGAGAGUUGGGAUUCCCAUCUCUGCAGAGAGAGGACUCCAGGUUUGAGGGCAGAGGCAAGGACAAAGUAUGUUCCUCCCCUGUCCCCAGCACGGCUGGCCUUGCCCCCAGCACGCUAUCCACACUGUGCCACAGGCUGUGUGUGCCAGCCAGGAGAGGGACAGCCUGGCACGUUGACACCAGUGUCAGGACUCAUGGGGCAUGCUGGCUUCUGCGGCUGCCUGAGGACAGGAAUCCUCCUCUCAGAGCUCCCUCUGCUGCUGCUCUUGAAGCUGCUUUGCCUGUUCCUGUUCUUCCUCUGUUUGUAGUGAUGAGGCCAGCACCGCUGCAUGUUUCUUCUGGUUUACGAAGACUAACCAGUCAUGCCAUUCCACCUCUCCUUCCCUCAAUGUCUUUCCUCUCUCCCCUUCCAGUUGUACUUCUGACCAUAUGGAUCCCUCCAAUGGCUGCCCAGUUCACCCACCCUGCCGACCUGCUUAGCAACACCCCCAGUGGGAGAGCUUCACUGGCCAGGCCCACCCUGUCAGUCAGCCAGAGCACUGUCAUAGAGCUGAGGGAUAUGGUGACAUUCUACUGUCACGCUGACGCUGAUAAUGUCACCAUCCACUGGACCUCCAACAACUCCCCACUAGCGUCGACUGAGCGCAUAAAGCUCUCUGCGGAUCACAAGAACCUCACCAUCCUCGUUGUCCAGCGAGAGGACUUGGGAUCCUACCAGUGUGAAGUGCGGUAUGGCUUUGAGGGUCAGAGCAGCGACAUUGUCUGGCUGAGUGUGAACUAUGGUCCUGACCCUGUAGCAAUCAAGCUGGACUCAGGCGUAGAGGCUGGGGAUGUGGUUGAGGUGCUAGAAGGCCAACCUGUGAACUUCAGGGUGGAAACGCAAUCUCGCCCUGCCUCUAACUAUACCUGGUAUCUCCCCACUGACUCCAUCCAGCCCCCCACCACGGGGACAUUCACCAUCCAGGCUGUGUCCAAGGAACAUGAGGGCAUGUACAGGUGCCUGGUGUCCAACAGUGUCACCCAGACGUCCCGCCUGGGUGUUGUCAAAGUCCACGUACUUGAAAAGUUAACUGCACCCAGUAUCGAGUUCCCAAUCCUGCCUCUUGUGGAGAAUGCUACCUCUGUGUCCCUGACUUGCAAAACAAGCCACCAGGAGGCCAGUGUCCAGUGGUUUCUGAGGAGUCAGCCACUCAGGCCCAGUGAUCGCCUGUUGCUGUCAUCUCAGAACAGGACCCUGAUCAUCCUUGGCCUCCAGAGGGACGACACGGGACCCUAUGAGUGUGAGGUGUGGCACUGGGGUAGCCGAGCUCGCAGUGCUCCCCUGAGGCUUGACAUCAACUAUGGUCCUGACCGAGUGGACAUCACUCCGGGGUCAGCAUCUGGAGAGGCCAGCACCAUCCAGGCGAUGCUCAACUCCAGCCUGACCCUGCAUUGCCGGGCUGACUCCAAUCCGGAUGCCGGGUAUCACUGGACCCACGAGCACUCCUCCACAGUGCACACUGGGGAGCGGCUGACCAUAGAGGCGCUGAGCUGGGAGCAUGAGGGCAUUUACAGCUGCACGGUUUCCAACCCUAUCACUGGCCUGGCCCGUUCUGCCUCUGUCCUGGUCAAGGUGGUGGGUCCCCAGUCAUCCUCUCUAUCUCCUGGAGCCAUUGCUGGCAUCGUCAUCGGGAUCCUGGUUUCCAUUGCUUUGGUGAUAGGAUUGGCCUAUUUCCUCUACAGCCGAAAGGACAGAUGGACCUGCAAGAGACCAGCCAAUGAUACUACCCUCAAGACCGCAACACACGCCUCUGUGAGGCCCCCAGAGUCCAGAUACAGUGACUCCAGGGCAAUGAUGUUGGAAGCCUGGGACUCUCCUGACUUAGCCCCAGGCAAGCCAAAGACUGCGUAUGACAAUGAGCUGAAGCCCCAGUGGAAGGCCAUUGGCAAAGAGAAGAAGCUACCUUCCGUAGCUCCUGAAGGUCCCAGGAAGCCACUGCCCUCAAUUCCAAUUCCGAAGCAGCCAUUGGUCCCCCCAGUAUCAACAGGAAACCCAGAAUCAAAUUAUGAGAAGCUGACGAGCCCAAACCUCAGCCUUUACUGCAAGAUUAACCCGUCAACCUAA